AUCCGCGACAAAUCGGGAAGAGGACGGUUGACGAUUGUCAGUUUUAUUUACCGUUAAUUUCAAUUCAAAUGCAUUUCUGAAUAACGGUCUUUUGAUAAAUCAAAACUCCCGUGAAGACGAGGCUGAAAAUCACUUACUUGAAGUUCAAUGCAGUCGUGAUCGCCGUCCUUACUUGUGUCCUGGUUCCGCGUCAAUGAAAAUGCCGGAUUUUGUUAGCCGAGGUCCUCGGAAAGGUUGCCAUGGCGUCUCCAGGGGGACACGCUGGAGGAGCGGUGUCUACACGAGGAGGGGCCGGGGCUAGAAGAAUGAAAUGGGCCUUGGAGAUGAGUCUAGGAAAUACUAGAAAUCGGGGUGACCGACAGAGCAGCCAAGGGGACACUCUGUACCCUAUUGGAUAUUCAGACAAGCCUGUUCCUGACACCAGUGUCCAGGAGGCCGAUAGGAAUUUGGUGGAAAAGAGGUGUUGGGAUGUGGCCCUGGGUCCCCUGAAGCAGAUUCCAAUGAAUCUGUUUAUUAUGUACAUGUCUGGCAACACUAUCUCCAUCUUCCCCAUUAUGAUGGUGUGCAUGAUGGCCUGGAGGCCCAUCCAAGCCCUUAUGUCCAUGUCUGCCACUUUUAAGUUGUUGGAGAGUUCCAGUCAGCAAUGGCUUCAGGGACUGGUCUAUCUCAUUGGCAACCUCCUGGGGUCAGCGUUGGCCAUCUACAAGUGUCAGUCAAUGGGACUAUUACCUACACAUUCUUCUGAUUGGUUAGCCUUCAUUGAACCGCCUCAGAGGAUGGAGAUAAUGGGUGGAGGUAUGGUCUUGUGAAGAAAAAUUCAGCAAUAACAUACACAGUCUAUGAAUCCUGGACCUCCUGGCGAUCAAACUUUGAAACUGCUGUUUUUCUUUAUUUGACUGCAUUAUCCGUUCCCAGAUUUCCUGCUGCACAGUUUUUCCCAAUAAAGAUUUUCACUGUUAAAAACAA
This is a messenger RNA of Paramormyrops kingsleyae, 966 nucleotides long. It is a transcript of the gene emc4, whose product is annotated as ER membrane protein complex subunit 4. NCBI's taxonomy places the organism in Eukaryota, Metazoa, Chordata, Actinopteri, Osteoglossiformes, Mormyridae. The record is from RefSeq and is a predicted model, not a curated record.